CUUAAAACCACAGUUCCGGUCAUAUCUAAUGGUAUUCCAAAUUUCAUCAUUUAAUGCUAAGAAAUGUCCGCCAAGUGGCAGAGAUUGCGCCUUUCGAAUCGAGGGGUAAUACCUCCACUUCUUUUCAAAUAUUCCUCAACAUCAAAAGGCUACGAGUUGUACAUUACUGAUCUUACCAACAUCUGGUCUGAACAUUUGACCCGCCAAGAUAUCCUGAGAAGAGCUGAUGAGGAUGACUCCACAAUCGAUCCGACCGAGGACACGGAACAGUUUGGAGUCCUCCUGCAAAAGAUAGAAGACGCACUGUGUAGCCAGCCAGGAAGCACCGUGGCCUUGAAUCAUAGCUCAGGAGACUUGCUGGAGCUAACUACAUCUACCAAACUGCCAGCUCCACUUCAGCCUUUGAAGUGGGCUGCACGUCUCUCCAAGGAGCCGCACUCUGCCGUUACUGGCCAACUGCUGCUUCCCCUCAUAAAGGCGGAAGCUGACUGGGAGUCGCACCAGCGAACCCUCAUUGAUCAACUGCAUAGGAAAGACUGGAUUCUCGCGAAGCUCUUCGAUAAGAUCGAAACUGUGGGCAUCGAUCUAAGUACUAUAUUUCCUGGUAUCUCUGGCUUACGGACGGGUCAGAAAGGCAUAACGCUAGCCCAGGCCGCCAAACAUAUAAAAGGUGUUGCGCCUUUCGACGAAAAAGCAUGGCUUGAGGAUGUCAGUGCGUCAGCUUCUGCAUCUGGUCUUGCCGCUAAUAUUCUGGCGGAGGUUUCCAAUUCUAACGGCCCAAAUCGAUCGAGAGGUCUUGAACUACCACCAGACAAGUGGUGGGAGAAACUUACUGUAACUAAGACUACUUCGGCCUCUAUACGAGAAGAAGGCGAACCGAAAAAAGGACGCGAGCCUCCUAAAGAUGUGUUGGAAACCGAUACUGAUACGGCUACUGAAACAGAGGAUGACGAGUUUGAACGGCAAGAAACGCCCCCAAGAUUGAAGCAAUUCAAGAGCGGCGAGAAAACCCCCAUCAACAUUGAGCAGGAUGAAGACCUCGGAAAAACUCCUUCAAAUGAACCAGCACCUCUGCCAAGGCAGAAAAGCUCUGCAAAACUAUCAGGAGGUCUGGGGGUUAUCGGUGGGAAAAAACAAACUAGACCGCCCCAGCCCUUACCAUCUACGCUCGCACCACAAUUAGCCGACGACCAAACAGAUUCAGGGUCUGACCAUGAAAGUGUGGCUUUAGCACCAACCUCACCAACGAAGCCUAAACCAAAGUUGUCAGAUAAAGCGCAGGGUAAAUCGCGAGGAUUGGGAGUCAUCGGUAGUAAGAAGAAACCAAGGCAAGCUACCCCUAGUGAGCCUCGAUCUUCACCAACGAUAGAAUCCCCAAGUACAACAGACCAGCCACCUCCCGCAACAUCUCCUUUGAUAGAGACUAGAACGAAGAGAGUUGGUAAACUUGGUGUGAUAGGAGGCAAACCCUCAAAAAGUGAUGCGACUACUACUUUGACACGUCAACCAGAGGAGGGCAACGUUGAUUUCUCUAGGGAGAUGUCAAACCACAGUUCUGAACCACCAAGGUCUCCAUCGGCUGAACGACGACAGCCAGUGACAAUGGAACAGCCAGGGAGAGAGGAAGUAGGUCAGGAAAGAGCGGAUAGGAUGCGCGAAGAAUUAAAGAGACAGCUGGAGGCAAAGAGUAAAGCCCCAGCUAAGAAGAAGCGGAAAUUCUGAGUUCUUUUUCUUUCUCCUUCUGAUAGGCUGUUGUGUGAAUCAAUCAGUAACUACUGUACAUUUGAGGGCAUCUUGGAUCACGCGACAGUUUAUUACGGGAAUAUUUGGCAAUGCCCAGGUGUAGAUUUAUUUACAACACUGCAAUAUGUUAUUAGUAUAUCUUAAACCGUAAAAUUCCGCAAGCAAAGAUUAGAUUGAUGGUAUCUUUGGG
Aspergillus pseudotamarii is the source of this 1933-nucleotide messenger RNA. RefSeq lists its product as uncharacterized. The transcript is spliced from 2 exons. The record is from RefSeq and is a predicted model, not a curated record. Bases 64 to 1722 code for a protein of 552 amino acids. Gene Ontology annotation, biological process: double-strand break repair via nonhomologous end joining. Gene Ontology annotation, cellular component: DNA ligase IV complex; nucleus. NCBI's taxonomy places the organism in Eukaryota, Fungi, Ascomycota, Eurotiomycetes, Eurotiales, Aspergillaceae. Gene Ontology annotation, molecular function: DNA end binding.